AGCGCCUAGUCACCAUAUAAAAUUAGAUAUGUUACUUGGCUUUUGAGGAAAAUUAUUAUAGGCGUUGCAGUUAGUAUUUGUCUUAUAAGUGAAUGCUACAAAUGAGUCAGUCGGUGUUUCAUUUUAAAAGCGACCAGCGCCAGUCGUAUUACUAAUGAUGAAGGCGAUUGUGGUAACGGUGGUGCUUUGUGCUGCACUGUUUGUGAGACUGUCUACCUCAAGUCAGGAUAAACAGCCUGUAAACGACCCCAUAGUGACAGUCCGUGAGGGGAAACUAAGAGGUUCAGUGCACACUCUGGUGGAUGGUUCAACGUCUUACAGUUUUAAAGGUAUACCUUAUGCAGAACCUCCGAUUGGGAAGCUGAGAUUCAAGGAUCCAUUGCCUCCGAAAUCUUGGAAAGGCAUACGUGAAGCAGUAAAUCAUGGCUCAGUGUGUCCGCAAUUCGAUAUUACCACCGAAGAAUUGAUUGCAGGCGACGAGAAUUGCUUAUUCUUGAACGUUUUUACUAAAUCGUUAACAGCAUCAGCUAAGUUACCAGUAAUGGUAUGCAUUCACGGCGGAGCGUUCACGUCUGGAUCAGGCAAUUCAGAUUUUCUGGGUCCAGAUUAUUUAUUACAACAUAAUGUUAUUCUAGUGACAAUUAAUUAUAGGCUUGAAAUGCUAGGAUUUUUGAGUUUGGACAUACCUGAGGUGCCUGGAAAUGCGGGUAUGAAAGAUCAAGUAGCUGCAUUAAAAUGGGUAAAAAAUAAUAUUGCUCAAUUUGGUGGUGAUCCAAAUAACGUGAGUAUUUUUGGUGAAAGCGCUGGGUCAGCAGCGGUUUCUCAUCACUUACUGUCACCGAUGUCUAAAGGGUUAUUUAAUAGAGCAAUUGAACAGAGUGGAACGUCUAUAGAUGAUUGGGGUGUUGGCAGAGAUCCAGUUGCAAGGGCUUUCAGAGCAGCUAAAGUGCUAGGAAAAGACACAAAAGAUGUGCAUGAACUAUUAGAUUUCCUUCAAAGUGUACCAGCUUUGGAUCUUGCUGGAUUAACAUUUAAGACUGAUACUGAAGAUGAGAAAAAUAGAGGCUUACCUAUACAUUUUGCACCUGUUAUAGAAAAGAAAUUCAACAAUAUAGAACCAUUUUUAUGUGAAGAACCGCUUACCAUCUUGCUCUCAGGUAAAACAAACAGAGUACCAAUAAUGAUUGGUUAUAAUUCGGCUGAAGGUCUUCUUAUGUUAUCUGACCAUUUAUCAAAAGCUGAUUUUAGAAAUAAGAAUCCUAAGUAUUUAGUUCCAAGAGAAAUUGCACAAAAAAUAUCUGAGGACAAAACAAAAGUAUUUGGAGAGCGUAUUAAGAAGUUCUAUGUUGGGAACAAAGAAUUUUCGAACAGCACAGCAGAGGAAAUAGUUAAUUUGCAGACUGAUAUAAAUUUCGCUUACAACACAAACAGAUUUGUGCAUUUGUACAGUGCUGCAAAUCAGCCCAUUUACAAGUAUAGGUUCAAUUACGUUACUGAUAUGAACUUUAUAAAAAUAUCGCUUGGAUUGGCCCAUUUAAAAGGAGUGGCUCAUGCGGAUGAUUUGUUUUAUUUGUUUAACAAUGCUGAGACCAAAGAUGUUUAUGAAAAACAAGAAAAAGUGAGGCAAAUAGUAUUCAAAGUGACGAAACUGUGGACUGAUUUUGCUAAAACUGGCAAUCCAACACCGGACAACAGUUACGGUGUAAAAUGGGAACCGUACACUCGUACUGGCAAGGAAUAUUUGAAUUUGGAAGAACAUCCCACUGUGGGCCACGCAGCUGACCGGGACAGGACCAAUUUCUGGGACAGCCUGUAUUGCGAAGCGGGAGUGCCUUGUAUAGCAAGAUACAAUUUGUAGAUUUUAUUUGAUAAUAAUAUUAUAUGUAAAUAAUAUAAAUCUGUGCUAUAUUUAAUAAUAAACGUAUCGUAUCAUA
Molecule: messenger RNA, 1934 nt
Organism: Galleria mellonella (greater wax moth)
Lineage: Eukaryota; Metazoa; Arthropoda; Insecta; Lepidoptera; Pyralidae
Product: esterase FE4-like
Exons: 5
Coding region: 155-1858 (567 amino acids)
Source: RefSeq, a predicted model, not a curated record